AUUCAAGGAAACAAGACACAACUGCGAUACAGAAAACUUCAGCUUGCUGUUUGGAAGUCAGCUCCCUAAGGUUCAGGCACGAUGAGCAGCAUUAUUCCCAGGAGCAAAGCAAAAGGCACUGACAUCUGUGCAAUUAACAAAUACUAUUAUAUAAUCCGCUCUGACCUCGGCUGCUAUAUGCAGACAAGUGAUUUAAAUAAAGGUGCAGAUAUCUCUGUUUUCAGUCUGCACCCUGCCUGCCAAAAUGGAGACCAUUACAUUGGUGGAGAUAGCUACUUUAACAUCAUCAAUGGCAAUUCCUGCCGCAGAGUCACAAACCUGACGACAGACAGCGAUGCUGUAGUUUACAGCCUUCAUCCCAAAUGCCAGGGUGGAGACCAGUACUUCGCAGCCCAUGGCUAUUUUUACAUCAUCUUCCAAGGAAAAGGCACUUACCGAAGAACAACAAACAUGACUAAAGACUCGGAUGCUGAAGAACUCAAGCUGCAUCCCAACCACAGAGACGGUCUGUAUUACUGGGGCCCACCAUCCUCCAAGCAAACUGGCUUCUCCUUCCUCAAGCCUGCCUCAGAGUGGGGUGUUGAGUUCUACCACGGUCCUGAUCUCGGCACAGACGAGCGCACUGCUGUUUAUUCUGUUCAUCCUGAUGUUCUUAACUUCCUUCCUGGUGGGCUGUCUGUAACUAAAGGCCCAGCCAUUGGCAUGUGGGAGAAUAUUAAAACGAUAACUAAUGACAGCACUACACCAGUGACAUGGCAAAAGAAGAUCACUAAAAAGGUUGGAUACAAUAAGGAGAAGAUGGCCCAGAUCACUCACAACUGGAAGAUAGAAACAUCAGCCUCGAUUGAAUCUGCAGAGCUUGCAAAGUUAAUUGCAAAGUUGCAGUUCUCCUUUUCUGCAGAAUAUGGAGGUUCACGUGUCAGCACUGAAAACGAAAGCUGGAAAGAAGCAACUGAAGAGGAAGAGCAACUCACAUUUGGGCUGAAGCCAAAUGAGCGUUUAUAUCUGUGGCAGCACAAACUGUGUCUUGGACAAGAACCAGUGUUGUUCUGCUGUGAUUUAAAGAUUACCAAUGAGCCAAACCCUCCAACUUCACCCGCACAACCAUGAAUAUCAACAUUUCAGGAUCGCUGAACUCCAAGGAUAACCAAGUGCUUUUCAGUUAAAUACAUUAACUAUACAUUCUCAAGCAAUUAUAUAGAUAUCUGCAUGUACUGGUUAAAAUGAGUCUGGAAUCAUUUAAUAUAGCAAAGAGAUUUUUCAGUUACAGAUGAUGUAACUACAAUUACUGAAACUUUGUGUUUAUGAUUAAAAGAAUCUGACAAUGCUACUUUAAAUCUCACGGAAAUUAAAUAACGAAACAAGAGCAUACCACUC
Molecule: messenger RNA, 1377 nt
Organism: Sinocyclocheilus anshuiensis
Lineage: Eukaryota; Metazoa; Chordata; Actinopteri; Cypriniformes; Cyprinidae
Exons: 2
Coding region: 82-1110 (342 amino acids)
Source: RefSeq, a predicted model, not a curated record